Molecule: messenger RNA, 484 nt
Organism: Effrenium voratum
Lineage: Eukaryota; Dinophyceae; Suessiales; Symbiodiniaceae
Source: the annotation of a GenBank genome assembly
UAUCACACUUCGAAUCUUUCGCCCUUUGCAAUGGAGCCUGGUGCCUGAUUCCAACGAUCUGCUGGAGCUUGGAAAGUGGGCGCAAUCCCGACGCUCGGGUCCGAGGCAACUGCAAAAUGCGGAGCCUAGCGUUGACACGGCCCUGGUUGGUGAUUGCGGCGCUCUUCUUGGUGAGGACGUGCGCAGCAGACUCCAAGACGAAGAAGUACCCGCAGCACUCGUCCAAGGUGCAUUGGAAGAAGGAGGGCGAGUGCGCGCGCGGAUCCUGCUCGGGGUUUCACCCGGACGAGAAUGACGACUGCGUGAGCAAAUGCGUCUCCAGCGCCUGCUAUGCGGAGGUCUAUGAGUCCGAGCCAAUGGAGCCGGGAGAGGUUGACCGGGUGCGCCAGAACAGGUUCAAUUCCUGUGUUCGGAAGGAGCAGGACGAGGAAGCCAGACGCUUGGCAGAGGAGCGCAGGGCUGCGAAAGCAAACAGAUGACCGCA